GAGGAAAGCACUGAAAUUCGAGGACUGCCUGGAGCUGCUGCUGCUGGAGUCCAUGGCGUACACUGGGACCCCGUCGCCAGCGGGGCCCAUUGGCUCCCAGUACUGCGUCUGCAAAGUUGAGUUGUCCAUCUGUGGCCAGAACCUGCUGGACAGGGAUGUCACUUCCAAGUCUGACCCCUUCUGCGUCCUGUUCAUGGAAGUCAAUGGAAAAUGGGUGGAGCUCGACAGGACAGAGACAGCUGUGAACAACCUCAACCCAGCCUUCUCCAAGAAGUUCGUUGUUGACUACCACUUUGAAGAAGUGCAGAAGCUCAAGUUUGCCCUGUUUGACCAGGACAAGUCGAGCACGCAGCUGUACGAGCAUGACUUCCUUGGCGAAUUCUCCUGCACGCUGGGCACGAUUGUCUCCAGCAAGAAAAUAACAAGAACUCUCCUUCUGGGGAAUGGCAAGCCAGCUGGGAAAGGGAUGAUAACGAUAGCUGCCCAAGAGCUCUCGGACAACAGGGUGAUUACUCUGAGUAUGGCUGGCAGGAAACUGGAUAAAAAGGACCUGUUUGGAAAGUCAGACCCCUUCUUGGAGUUCUAUAAACCUGGUGACGAUGGGAAGUGGAUGCUGGUCCAUAGAACAGAGGUGAUCAAGUACACGCUGGACCCCGUCUGGAAGCCGUUCACUGUGCCUUUAGUGUCACUGUGUGAUGGAGAUGUGGAGAAGCUGAUCAAGGUCAUGUGUUACGACUACGACAGCGAUGGGGGACAUGACUUCAUUGGAGAGUUCCAGACCUCAGUGGCCAGGAUGUGUGAAGCCCAAGAUGCCUUUCCAAUAGAACUAGAGUGCAUUAACCCCAAAAAGCAAAAGAAGAAAAAGAAUUACAAGAACUCUGGGAUCAUCAUUGUCAAGUCCUGCAAGAUAACCAGAGACUUCUCCUUCCUGGACUACAUCCUGGGAGGCUGCCAGCUGAUGUUCACUGUCGGGAUCGACUUCACUGCCUCCAAUGGGAACCCACGGGACCCCUCCUCUUUGCACUACAUCAACCCCAUGGGAACGAAUGAAUACCUGUCAGCAAUCUGGGCUGUUGGGCAGAUCAUCCAGGACUACGACUCGGACAAAAUGUUUCCUGCUCUAGGAUUUGGUGCCCAGCUCCCGCCAGACUGGAAGGUAUCCCAUGAGUUUGCCAUUAACUUCAACCCCACGAACCCAUUCUGUUCAGGCGUGGAGGGCAUUGUCCAAGCGUACUCAGCCUGCCUGCCUCACAUCCGCUUCUACGGACCCACCAACUUCUCCCCCAUCGUCAACCACGUGGCCCGGUUUGCAGCUCAGGCAACCCAGCAGGAGGCUGCAUCCCAAUACUUCAUCCUCCUCAUCAUCACGGAUGGGGUCAUCAGCGACAUGGACGAGACGCGCCACGCCGUGGUGCAGGCGUCCAAGCUGCCCAUGUCCAUCAUCAUCGUGGGGGUGGGCAACGCCGACUUCGCUGCCAUGGAGUUCCUGGACGGGGACAGCCGCGUGCUGCGCUCCCACACUGGCGAGGAGGCCGUGCGCGACAUCGUCCAGUUCGUGCCCUUCCGGGAUUUCCGCAACGCCCCCAAGGAGACACUGGCCAAAGCCGUGCUGGCAGAGCUGCCCCAGCAAGUCGUGCAGUACUUCAAGCACCAAAACCUGCCCCCCAUCAACUCGGAGCCCGCGUAGCGCCGUGCCCGGCCCCGUCUGCAUGUUGCCGAAAUCUGUUGGUCCCACCGAAAGCGCAUGUUCCACAUGCUGUUCAAUGAAGAAUACCCUCCCUGAAACACACAGGUUUGUACUUCUUAAUUUAAUUGUUAAGUUCUUAAAGCUCAGCCCGGAGAAGCGCCUGGCUCCACUUGGUACAGCCGCAGCCCGAGGUAACACCGAGAGGCCGGGCCGUGCCCCAGUCCCGCUCCGUUGAGUCACUUUUCAGUAUUGAAUGUACUUUGUAUAAUUUUAGUGGAACAGGAUACAAUUUUUACAAAACAAAACUUGCUUUUUCCAAGCAAUGAAGUGCUUAAUAUACUAUUCCCAUUUGGUGAACUGGUCAUGUAUCUGUGCCGUACCCGUACCGCUGUCAUGCUCUACGUUCAUUUUUAUACCGUGUACAUGUUAUAUUUGUUAUACUCAGGUUAAUAAAGAAACUUGGACAUUUAAAA
Molecule: messenger RNA, 2160 nt
Organism: Numida meleagris (helmeted guineafowl)
Lineage: Eukaryota; Metazoa; Chordata; Aves; Galliformes; Numididae
Gene: CPNE2
Product: copine 2
Exons: 16
Coding region: 53-1687 (544 amino acids)
Biological process (GO): cellular response to calcium ion
Cellular component (GO): plasma membrane
Molecular function (GO): calcium-dependent phospholipid binding
Source: RefSeq, a predicted model, not a curated record